Messenger RNA from Fulvia fulva, 1869 nucleotides. RefSeq lists its product as uncharacterized. The transcript has a single exon. Lineage: Eukaryota; Fungi; Ascomycota; Dothideomycetes; Mycosphaerellales; Mycosphaerellaceae. The coding region runs from base 1 to 1869 and encodes 622 amino acids. The record is from RefSeq and is a predicted model, not a curated record.
AUGGCUCCACUCGCCGCCAUCCUAGCCACAGUAGUGGCACUCUCCUGGCCGCUCGCGACAGCUAGAAACUUCAUCGCUCCAGUCUCAGUACCAGACCCCGAGCCAACUGAGAUUCAACUGUCCUCGGCGACAUCUCUGAAUCGCGAAAGACCAACCGCGCUCUCUGUUCCGCCUCCGGUCCUCGACACGGCCACUUUUGACGACCUCGCCGGGAACACGACCUCCUUCACUCUUCAAGACAUGAUAUCCUUCUUCACCGGCACCAAGAACUCCAUAACCUCAAACUUCACACUCUUCGCUCCCAACUCCGCAUCCAACACCUCUACCUCCCCUGCGCGCUCCGCGAAGGUAAUCGCCACGGACCGCUUUGUCAAAGCUCUCAACAGUGCAAAAUGCACCAACUCCUCAGUCCUACUGACAUUCACCGACACAGAGAGGUACAAGGCAGCCCAGAAAGAGUGGAAAUGGGUCAAUCAGAAGAGAGAACAUCAUGUGUACAUGGUGACAAAGAAUCAGGAAUGCGAUAGGGGUGCUGAUGAUCCGGAGGAUCUGCAACUUUGGGCUAUUAAGGAGGUGAAGUUCAAUAAUUUUAAGAAGAGUGUUACGAUGGUGGGGACUGCGGUAGAGUUUAUGGAUGUGUUCAAGGAGUGGAGAUUGAAGGCGUCAAACACUGGGAUCAUGGCAAAGCGGAAAGGCAUUGAUGGGGCUGAGGGGGUACACGGCCGUGAUAUGGUGAGCAAAGGCCAGAUCGAUCUUGACUACCAGAUUAGUCCGAAGUUUGGCCUCGCCUUCGGAGGAUCACCACCGCGGCCGCUUCUUCCUACUGAUCCGGACCAUAUGAUGACAGGGGCUUUGUUUUGUGAGACGUGCUCAAUAUAUGGGACUUUCGACUGGGACCUGGACAUCGGGAGAGGGUCCUUGAGCGACCUCAGACCGCUCAAGGGCGUCAUCUCGUUGACUGCUCGCAAUGUUGGCGCAAUGAUACAACCUAAGCUGGCGUUGUAUGAAGGGACCGAAGUCAUCGACCAUGAGAUUGAGAUUUGGGGCAAGGCGAUACCCAGAUCCGGCAUCUACAAGCGCGGGUUGUUCGACAUUGGUGCUACGGUUCAUCUUAUCUUCAAGAUCAAGCUGCAAAAGACUCCCGUUCCGAUGGCGAUGAUGGCGGGCUUUAAUGUGUCGCUAGCAGACGAGGCUGUUGUCAAGAUCGAUCUUGGGAACCCUGAGAAGAGUGUGGUGAAUGGGUGGAAGCCCAGCAUAGACUCACUGGAACCUUACGUGUCGUCGAACUCGUCGAUGACUGCCAUCAUGGGUCCACGUUUAAUGCUCUCGUACGGAGCCGAGGUCAUUGGUCAAGGAGCUCAGGUGGGCAUUGUCUUCGCUGGCGGUAAUCUGGAGUUGAAGGUCAAGACCGACGACAAGAGUUCCUGCAGCAAGGAAGCCGCCGCCCGGGGAGUGUCGUUCGAAGGAGGUCUGGUGAACGAAGUCGCCGCCUAUGGUACAGCAAAGCUUAUCUCGAGUAUUGCUACCACGACAACGCUGGCAAGUACCAGCAAGCAACUCUUCUCCACUUGCAAGACUAUAGAUGCAUCCCUCCUGGGUACCCGUCACCGGCCUACGCAGCUGCAUGAGCACUUCACACCAGAGAUAGUGGCGAAGCUUGCAUCUGUCACAGCGGCCGUGGGAUCUCUUGCGAGCAAAGCAUCCGAGGCGAUCACUUCCAUCGCCAGCGAGGCAUCAGAGACAGCUGCAUCUGUCAUUGAUGAAGUCAAGACUGAAGGAUCAGAAGUUAUAGCAGGGGCCACGUCUGCUGUGGGUGGCGUCAUAUCAGAGGUUGGCGAUGUCGUGGGAGACGUGCUUCAUAUCUGGUAG